GCCGCCGCCGCCGCCAGCAGCCGGGCCUGUCCGCCCGCCGCCCAGCCGCCCCAAGCCUGCCGGUGCUCGUCGGAGCCUGAGCCCGCCGUAUGGCGCUCCGGGGCUUCUGCAGCGCGGAUGGCUCCGACCCCUUCUGGGAGUGGAACGUCACGUGGUACACCAGCAAUCCUGACUUCACCAAGUGCUUUCAGAACACUGUCCUCGUGUGGGUGCCUUGUUUUUACCUCUGGGUCUGCUUCCCCUUCUACUUCCUUUACCUCUCCCACCAUGACCGGGGCUACAUUCAGAUGACACAUCUCAACAAAGCCAAAACUGCCUUGGGGUUUUUGCUGUGGAUUGUCUGCUGGGCAGACCUCUUCUACUCUUUCUGGGAAAGAAGUCGGGUCAAGUUCCUGGCCCCGGUGUUCCUGGUCAGCCCAACCCUGUUGGGCAUCACCAUGCUGCUUGCUACCUUUUUAAUUCAGCUCGAGAGAAGGAAGGGAGUCCAGUCCUCAGGGAUCAUGCUCACAUUCUGGCUUGUAGCCCUAAUAUGUGCCCUUGCCAUCUUGAGAUCCAAAAUCAUGACUGCCUUAAAAGAGGACGCCGAAGUCAACUUGUUUCGGGAUACCACUUUUUACAUUUACUUCUGCCUUGUGCUGACUCAGCUCGUCCUGUCCUGUUUCUCAGACCGCUCGCCCCUGUUCUCUGAAACCAUCAAUGACCCCAACCCUUGCCCAGAAUCUGGCGCAUCCUUCCUUUCCAGGAUCACCUUCUGGUGGAUCACAGGGUUGAUGAUCCGCGGCUACCGCCAGCCCCUGGAGAACACUGACCUGUGGUCCCUGAACAAGGAGGACAUGUCAGAACAAGUUGUGCCCAUUUUGGUCAAGAACUGGAAGAAGGAAUGUGCCAAAUCCAGAAAGCAGCCGGUGAAGAUCGUGUACUCCUCCAACGACCCCGCCAAGCCCAAAGGGAGCUCCAAGGUGGAUGUGAAUGAGGAGGCUGAGGCUCUGAUUGUCAAGUCCCCCCAGAAGGAGCGGGAGCCGUCCCUGUUCAAGGUGCUCUACAAGACCUUUGGGCCCUACUUUCUCAUGAGCUUCCUAUUCAAGGCCCUGCACGACCUUAUGAUGUUUGCCGGCCCGGAGCUCUUGAAAUUGCUCAUCAGCUUUGUGAAUGACAAGAAGGCCCCAGACUGGCAGGGCUACUUCUACACGGUGCUCCUGUUUGUGUGCGCCUGCCUGCAGACCCUUGUGCUGCACCAGUACUUCCACAUCUGCUUCGUCAGCGGCAUGAGGAUCAAGACGGCCGUCAUUGGUGCUGUCUAUCGGAAGGCCCUGGUGAUCACCAAUUCUGCCAGAAAAUCCUCCACGGUUGGGGAGAUCGUCAACCUCAUGUCUGUGGACGCCCAGAGGUUCAUGGACCUGACCACGUACAUUAACAUGAUCUGGUCAGCCCCUCUGCAAGUCAUCCUUGCGCUCUACCUUCUGUGGCUGAACCUGGGCCCCUCCGUCCUGGCUGGUGUGGCUGUGAUGAUCCUCAUGGUUCCCCUCAAUGCUUUCAUGGCCAUGAAGACCAAGACCUACCAGGUAGCCCACAUGAAGAGCAAAGACAAUCGGAUUAAGCUGAUGAAUGAAAUUCUCAAUGGGAUCAAAGUGCUCAAGCUCUAUGCCUGGGAGCUGGCGUUCAAAGACAAGGUGCUGGCCAUCAGGCAGGAGGAGCUGAAGGUGCUGAAAAAGUCUGCCUACCUGGCAGCUGUGGGGACCUUCACCUGGGUCUGCACACCUUUCCUGGUGGCCCUGUGUACAUUUGCGGUCUAUGUGACCACCGGCGAGCACAACGUCCUGGAUGCCCAGAAAGCCUUUGUGUCCUUGGCCUUGUUCAACAUCCUCCGUUUUCCCCUGAACAUUCUCCCCAUGGUCAUCAGCAGCAUCGUGCAGGCGAGUGUCUCCCUCAAACGCCUCAGGGUCUUUCUGUCCCACGAGGAGCUGGAGCCCGACAGCAUUGAGCGACGGCCCAUCAAAGACGGCGGGAGCUCGAACAGCAUCACUGUGAAGAAUGCCACCUUCACGUGGGCCAGGAAUGACCCUCCCACACUGAAUGGCAUCACCUUCUCCAUUCCAGAAGGCUCCUUAGUGGCCGUGGUGGGCCAGGUGGGCUGUGGGAAGUCGUCUCUGCUCUCAGCUCUCUUGGCCGAGAUGGACAAGCUGGAGGGUCAUGUGGCUAUCAAGGGCUCAGUGGCCUACGUCCCCCAGCAGGCCUGGAUUCAGAAUCAUUCUCUCCGGGAAAACAUCCUUUUUGGACGCCAGCUACAGGAACGGUAUUAUAAAGCUGUGAUAGAAGCCUGUGCCCUCCUCCCAGAUCUGGAAAUCCUGCCCAGCGGGGACCGGACGGAGAUUGGUGAGAAGGGCGUGAACCUGUCUGGGGGCCAGAAGCAGCGCGUGAGCCUGGCCCGGGCUGUGUACUGUGACUCUGACGUCUACCUCUUUGAUGACCCCCUGUCAGCGGUGGAUGCCCACGUGGGAAAACACAUAUUUGAAAAUGUGAUUGGCCCCAAGGGGAUGCUGAAGAACAAGACUCGGCUCCUGGUCACCCAUGGGAUCAGCUACCUGCCUCAGGUGGAUGUCAUCAUCGUCAUGAGUGGCGGCAAGAUCUCUGAGAUGGGCUCCUACCAGGAGCUGCUGGCCCAGGACGGGGCCUUCGCCGAGUUCCUGCGCACGUACUCCAGCGCGGAACAGGAGCAGACGGAGCAGGACGACGGCAGCAGAGCGGUGGACGAGGAAGAGGAAGGAUUAGUAGGCAUGAGCGGUCCAGGCAAAGAGAUGAGGCAGAUGGAGAAUGGCAUGGUGGUGACGGACGCUGCCGGGAAGCAAGUGCAGAGACAGCUCAGCAACUCCUCCUCCUACAGCGGGGAUGUCAGCCGGCACCACAACAGCACUGCCGAGCUGCAGAAAGCCGGAGCCAACGUGGAGGACACCUGGAAGUUGAUGGAGGCAGACAAGGCUCAAACGGGGCAGGUCAAGCUCUCCGUGUACUGGGAGUACAUGAAGGCCAUUGGACUUUUCAUCUCCUUUCUCAGCAUCUUCCUUUUCUUGUGUAACCACGUUGCUGCCCUGGCCUCCAACUAUUGGCUCAGUCUGUGGACCGAUGACCCCAUCGUCAAUGGGACCCAGGAGCACACUAAAGUCCGGCUGAGUGUCUAUGGAGCCCUGGGCAUCUCACAAGGUAUCGGGGUGUUUGGCUACUCCAUGGCCUUGUCCAUCGGGGGCAUCGUCGCCUCCCGCCGCCUGCACCUGGACCUGCUGCACAAUGUCCUGCGGUCACCCAUGAGCUUCUUUGAGCGGACACCCAGCGGGAACCUGGUGAACCGCUUCUCCAAGGAGAUGGACACAGUGGACUCCAUGAUCCCGCAGGUCAUCAAGAUGUUCAUGGGCUCCAUGUUCAAUGUCAUUGGCGCCUGCAUCAUCAUCCUGCUGGCUACUCCCAUCGCCGCUGUCAUCAUCCCGCCCCUGGGCCUCAUCUACUUCUUUGUCCAGAGGUUCUACGUGGCCUCCUCGCGGCAGCUGAAGCGCUUGGAGUCAGUCAGCCGCUCCCCGGUUUACUCCCACUUCAACGAGACCUUGCUGGGGGUCAGUGUCAUCCGAGCCUUUGCGGAACAGGAGCGCUUCAUCCACCAGAGUGACCUGAAGGUGGACGAGAACCAGAAGGCCUAUUACCCCAGCAUCGUGGCCAACAGGUGGCUGGCUGUGCGGCUCGAGUGUGUGGGCAACUGUAUUGUCCUGUUUGCCACCCUAUUCGCAGUGAUCUCCCGGCACAGCCUCAGCGCCGGCUUGGUGGGCCUCUCAGUGUCUUAUUCGUUGCAGAUCACCGCCUACUUGAACUGGCUUGUUCGGAUGUCGUCGGAAAUGGAGACCAACAUUGUGGCUGUGGAGAGACUCAAGGAGUAUUCAGAAACUGAAAAGGAGGCUCCCUGGAGGAUCGAGGAGAUGGCUCCGUCGAGCACCUGGCCCGAGGUGGGAGGAGUGGAAUUCCGGGACUACAGCCUGCGUUACCGAGAGGACCUGGACAUGGUUCUCAAGCACAUCAACAUCACCAUCAAUGGAGGGGAAAAGGUUGGCAUCGUGGGGCGGACAGGAGCUGGGAAGUCAUCCCUGACCCUGGGCUUGUUUCGGAUCAAUGAGUCUGCCGAGGGAGAGAUUAUCAUCGACAACGUCAACAUCGCCAAGAUUGGCCUGCACGAUCUGCGGUUCAAGAUCACCAUCAUCCCCCAGGACCCCGUUCUGUUUUCGGGUUCCUUGCGCAUGAACCUGGACCCAUUCAGCCAGUACUCGGAUGAAGAAGUCUGGACGUCGCUGGAGCUGGCUCACCUGAAGAACUUCGUGACAGGUCUUCCUGAUAAGCUGAACCACGAGUGCGCGGAGGGCGGGGAGAACCUGAGUAUUGGGCAGCGCCAGCUCGUUUGCUUGGCCCGGGCCCUGCUGAGGAAGACAAAGAUCCUUGUGCUGGACGAGGCUACAGCGGCCGUGGACCUAGAAACAGAUGACCUCAUUCAGUCCACUAUCCGGACGCAGUUCGACGAUUGUACUGUUCUCACCAUCGCUCACCGGCUCAACACCAUCAUGGACUACACAAGGGUGAUCGUCCUGGACAAAGGAGAAAUCCGGGAGUGCGGCAGCCCCUCCGACCUCCUGCAGCAGAGAGGGUUAUUUUACAGCAUGGCCAAAGAUGCUGGCUUGGUGUGAGCCCUGGAGCCGGUGUGUCUGGAUUGACCUGCAGGGCCCGAGUACCAGUGUCCAGGAUGAGUCAGCCUUCUUGGGAACUCAUGCCUCUCAUAUACUGAAACCAAAAAGAAAAGAAACCAAACCCCAAAAUCAACACAAUCACAAAGCAGCCACCAUCCAGCCCACUGCCUGGAACUGGCUGUGAACAGACAGGAGAGACACAGCGAUGCAGCCCACCAAAAACACGCACACCCUUGCCUCUGGUACCCGACAAGAUGCACACGUGUUCUCGCACCCCUGGGAAUGUUUGCUCUUGCUCUUGGUGCUCUGCAGGGGAGCUCUGGCAGCCGGACUUCUGGAGAAAUUGGUUGCGUGAAGUAUGCUAGUGACCAAAUCCAGCCAACUGCCUCAAAUCUCUACGGCCAAAGUCUGGAAUUCUAAGUACUCGGCCUCUAGCUGCUGUCCCGGCACCUCUGCCAUCCUUGUCUAGUCUGCCCAGAAUGCUUCGUUUCCUUGGGUCUGUAGCUCAGAGGUUAGGGGCUUGGUAAAGGUCAUCCUCAUCCUCGGGCAGUGUCCUGAGGGCCUGGACACCCCUCUGACCAAGCCUCUGGUCUUCCUGGCACUCAGACUCUGGGAACCAACGUCCCAGCACUGCCUGCGCGGAGACCUGCUUCAGAGACCAGGGGCAGCCUCGCCACCCGCACGCUCCUCACUGACAGGACCCCGCUGGGCUCUCACUGACAGGGGCCUGGACCUGGAACUCCAGGGCUGGGGGAUCCCCCCUCAGCGCCGACUUCCCUCCCCUGAUUGGUUGCUCACCUCCUCACCCACUUUAGUCUCUGCUUUUCCUCCUGCCUCUCCUUACCCACUAUUAGGUGAGUUUGCCUCUAGGCACCGGGAAGAGGUCUGCCCAUGCUUAUGAGGCAUUCAGAGUUGAGAGUGCUAGGCACCUCCAAGCAUGACCAGUCGGUACUGAAAAGAGCUCUGCUGAGUCUUCUCCCUGUUUGUGGAUUUCAGUGUCUCACCCGUGGCCUCCGCUCAGCUCUCAAAAGUGGCGGUGCAGAGAACCUGACAUCUAGUUACCGAGUGUCUUCCAGGACAAGAAAAGAACUCAUUCAUGAAUAUCAACGAUUUCUUUUUCUUUUUCUUUAUUUUAAAGUAUUGCUCCUGGGGAAAAAAAAAACCUCGACUUUAAUUUCUUAGGAGGAAGUACUGGGCCGGAGAGAGUGCUCCCAGGGAGUGGCCUGGUUGGCCUGGCCUCUGACAGUCGAGUUGGUCUGUGUGUUCCCGGAAGCAAACAGGAACAGAGACCUUCAAGGCCUGUGCUCCAGGCCUCACAACCGGAGACCAAAGGAAGACCCAAAAAGUAGGGAGAGGUCACUGAGCCCCAAGAGUCAGACUUGCUACGAAUGACGUCGCUGACUUCAAACCCAGAGAAGCAUCUUUCUUCCUUUAGGUGGAAAUAUAUAUUUAUUUUUUGUAAGUUAUACUAUUCUUUCACAUUAGAUAAACCAAGUUUUUCUUGGGAAUCUUUUUGUAAUGACUUACACUGGAAAGGAGAACAUUUACAAGCAAUUUGCAGUAAAAAAAUAUUUUAUUUCUUUCUAAA
Messenger RNA from Phyllostomus hastatus (greater spear-nosed bat), 6303 nucleotides. RefSeq names its product ATP binding cassette subfamily C member 1 (gene ABCC1). Gene Ontology annotation, biological process: xenobiotic transport; glutathione transmembrane transport. Gene Ontology annotation, cellular component: basolateral plasma membrane. Bases 90 to 4715 code for a protein of 1541 amino acids. The record is from RefSeq and is a predicted model, not a curated record. Gene Ontology annotation, molecular function: glutathione transmembrane transporter activity; ABC-type xenobiotic transporter activity; ATP hydrolysis activity. The transcript is spliced from 32 exons. NCBI's taxonomy places the organism in Eukaryota, Metazoa, Chordata, Mammalia, Chiroptera, Phyllostomidae.